AUUUAGAAAAUCCAUAAGAUUAAACCUAACUUCUUCAUUUUGUCAAUUCAUUUCUGACCUGUCUUGUUUAUUGAUUCCUAUGCAUACACCCCAUUUUCCCUACAAUUCACAAUCCAAGAAACAAAGGCAUUUGUUUUUCCUUCUGCAGCAGAAUUAUUUGAUUUUCCUUUUCAUUCCAUUUCCAUCUCAUUCUUGAAGGAAAAUCGUUUUUCCUUCGAUCAUUGACUCGUUCUAAAUUCUUCCAUUGAUACCACAUUCAUCGGAGAGAUAUACUGCAUCUCUCUACGUUGCAUAACCCUUUAGAUCUUUUGAGAAACAUUCGGUUUGAAUCAGAAAAUGGUUCGAUCGUAUAAGGAAGAAAAAGAAUUCUAUUAUUGUGUAAAAUAAAGAAUUCCUUCAUCAUCAUUUUCCUUUAUAUGAUCAUAUAAUGGAGCAAGAAAAACUUGGCUGGCCUCUUAACCGUUUGGAAAGUACUAAGUUGCAUUUCUCAAAUGAUGUAAAUGCACCGAAUCCUCGUACGAUAGAUAGACAACAUUCAGAUAUGGCGCAAAUGAAGGAAAAGUUUGCAAAGUUGCUUCUUGGUGAGGAUAUGUCUGGUGGGGGAAAGGGUGUUUCAUCAGCUUUGGCAUUGUCAAAUGCUAUUACGAACUUAGCAGCUUCUGCAUUUGGAGAACAAAAGAAAUUAGAGCCCAUGGCACCAGAGACCAAAGCAAGAUGGAGAAAGGAGAUUGAUUGGCUCCUGUCUGUCACAGAUCAUAUUGUUGAAUUUGUUCCUUCUAAGCAAUUCUCAAAAGAUGGAAUAUAUAUGGAUAUUAUGGUAACAAGGCAAAGAUCUGAUCUUCACAUUAACAUCCCUGGCCUACGCAAGCUCGAUGCAAUGCUCCUAGAGUGCCUGGAAAACUUCAAAGAGCAAAAUGAGUUUUACUACACAAAAUCAAAAGAUGAUGAUCCAAGGAACGAUGAUAAAUGGUGGAUUCCUACUCCUAAAGUCCCCCCAAAUGGGUUAUCUGAUGCUACAAGAAAAUGGCUGCAGAAGCAGAAGGAUUCUGUAAACCAAGUGCUUAAAGCAGCUAUGGCUAUAAAUGCACAAGUCUUGUCAGAAAUGGAAAUUCCAGAAAGCUACAUAGAGUCGCUUCCAAAGAAUGGAAGAGCAAGUCUCGGAGACUCAAUUUACAAGAGCAUAACUGACGAUUACUUCGAUCCCGAUUAUUUUCUGUCCACUAUGGACUUGUCAUCGGAACAUAAAAUUCUUGACCUUAAAAAUAGGAUCGAGGCAUCAGUGGUUAUAUGGAAACGGAAAAUGAAUGCUAAAGACAGCAAGUCUUCGUGGAGUUCGGGUGUAAGUUUGGAGAAGAGAGAAAUUUUGGAAGAAAGAGCAGAGACUAUUUUGCUUCUUCUGAAGCACAGAUUCCCUGGACUCCCUCAGUCAAGUCUAGACAUCAGCAAAAUCCAAUACAACAGAGAUGUGGGACAAGCUAUUUUGGAGAGCUAUUCAAGAGUAAUAGAAAGCUUGGCGUAUACUGUCUUGUCAAAAAUUGAAGAUGUUACAUAUGCCGAUAAUCUUGCUCGGAAUCAAUCAAAUGGGGAAAGAAAGAUUAGACUUGCAUGUGAUAGAGAAGAACUCGAGAAACAAAACUCAGCAGAGACACCAACUUCAAUGACAUUGUUGGAUUUUAUGGGUUGGAGUUUAGAUCGAGGUGACACAGAAACAAAUAAUGAUAUUAAGAACGAUGUUUACAAAGAGGUCAAUAUUCUCCCGAGCAAACCACCUAAUGUUGUGACAAACAAGAAAAUAUCCUACAUAGAGAGGCUAGAGAACUUAGGGGGAGCAAGAAGUCCAACAGCACGCCAUUAACUGAUUCCUUGACAGGAAAAAAGUGUAUGUUUUUGGUACAUAGACCUCAAUAAAAAAGUUUUAGCUCGUUUCUCUUUUUCAGUAUUAUCCGAUCCAAUCCUUCCAGAUGAACAUGCUAAGGUCGAACUGUAUAGGAUUAUGUAUCAAAUUAUAGCUCUCCUCCUGUAAAUAGAAAGCAUUGGUAGUGUAUCACUUCUGAAGUCCCUUAGUAGAAGAAGUCAUAUUAAUUCUGUACUGGAUUAUUAUUGAGACUUUUUUUCUCUUAUGGAAAAUGUUCGUAGCUCAUUGUA
This is a messenger RNA of Olea europaea var. sylvestris, 2145 nucleotides long. Its product is annotated as rop guanine nucleotide exchange factor 9-like. The transcript has 7 exons. Lineage: Eukaryota; Viridiplantae; Streptophyta; Magnoliopsida; Lamiales; Oleaceae. The record is from RefSeq and is a predicted model, not a curated record. Bases 428 to 1855 code for a protein of 475 amino acids. Gene Ontology annotation, molecular function: guanyl-nucleotide exchange factor activity.